Messenger RNA from Marmota flaviventris (yellow-bellied marmot), 2195 nucleotides. It is a transcript of the gene Hpn, whose product is annotated as hepsin. The record is from RefSeq and is a predicted model, not a curated record. Gene Ontology annotation, cellular component: membrane. Gene Ontology annotation, biological process: proteolysis. Gene Ontology annotation, molecular function: serine-type exopeptidase activity; serine-type endopeptidase activity. Lineage: Eukaryota; Metazoa; Chordata; Mammalia; Rodentia; Sciuridae.
GCUCUCCCCCCACCUGCUGGACCCCAGGGUAAGGACCAGGAACCCCAGAUUCAGUUCCAAUCCUGAGGACAGGGGUCCCCUCGCCCCUACCCAAUUCGAUGCCCACCUCCCAAUCCAGGGGCUCCCAAGCACCCCAAACAUGACUGUCCGACUUCUUCCCAAGGACCGAGGACUCCAGCACACUCUCCCAUCAGACUUGGAGAUUGGGCCCCCGGGUUUCUCCAUGUUCAGACUCGGGAGUCCAGCCCCCAAAUUCUUGCUUCCCCUCUGCCCUCUCUUCCCUCAGACCCCAUGGGUUCCAAUCCCGGUUCCCUCUGAUCCGGGUCCAUCACACCCGGCCGCCUGGCUCCCGCACCCCUGCACCCCAGGCUCAGGUCUGGGGGUCCUCAGCCCUUCAAUUCCAGGAGUCCCCGUGGCACUGGUCAGACACUGACCCCAUCCUUGAACCCAGCCCAAUCUGCCUCCGUGAUCAUGGCAUGCUCUGGUCAGAGCCCAGUCCCCCCUGGAUGGACGCCUGGGACUGGGGGCGCCAGUGCUGGGCUGGGCUGGGCUCCCCCAGGCCCUGCCUUCCUGUUCAUCUCCCCACAGGUCCCACCCUGGCCCAGGAGGUCAGCCGGGGAAUCAUUAACAAGAGGCUGUGACAUGGCCGAGAAGGAGGGUGGCCGGACUGUGCCAUGCUGCUCCGGACCCAAGGUGGCAGCUCUCAUUGUGGGGACCCUCCUCCUCCUGACGGGCAUCGGGGCAGCGUCCUGGGCCAUCGCGACUCUUCUACUCAGGAGUGACCAGGAGCCGCUGUAUCCGGUGCAGGCCAGCCCUGUGGACGCCCGGCUCACGGUGUUUGACCAGACGGAGGGGACCUGGCGGCUGCUGUGCUCCUCGCGUUCCAACGCCAGGGUGGCAGGGCUCGGCUGCGAGGAGAUGGGCUUCCUCAGGGCCCUGGCCCACUCGGAGCUGGACGUGCGGACGGCAGGCGCCAAUGGCACGUCGGGCUUCUUCUGCGUGGACGAGGGCAGGCUGCCCCACGCCCGGAGGCUGCUGGACGUCAUCUCUGUGUGUGACUGUCCCCGGGGCCGGUUUUUGGCUACCAUGUGCCAAGACUGUGGCCGCAGGAAGCUGCCCGUGGACCGCAUUGUGGGAGGCCAGGACACCAGCCUGGGCAGGUGGCCCUGGCAAGUCAGUCUGCGCUAUGACGGUGCACACCUCUGUGGUGGGUCCCUGCUCUCCGGGGACUGGGUGUUGACAGCUGCCCACUGCUUCCCAGAGCGGAACCGGGUCCUGUCUCGAUGGCGGGUCUUUGCCGGUGCUGUGGCCCAGGCCUCGCCCCAGGGCAUGCAGCUGGGGGUGCAGGCCGUGGUCUACCACGGGGGCUACCUUCCUUUUCGAGACCCCAACAGUGAGGAGAACAGCAAUGAUAUCGCCCUGGUCCACCUGUCCAGCCCCCUGCCCCUCACAGAAUACAUCCAGCCCGUGUGUCUCCCGGCCGCUGACCAGGCCCUGGUGGACGGCAAGAUCUGCACUGUGACGGGCUGGGGCAACACGCAGUACUAUGGCCAGCAGGCCCGGGUGCUCCAGGAGGCCCGAGUGCCCAUCAUCAGCACGGAUGUCUGCAACGGCCCCGACUUCUACGGGAACCAGAUCAAGCCCAAGAUGUUCUGUGCCGGCUACCCCGAGGGUGGCAUCGACGCCUGCCAGGGUGACAGUGGUGGUCCCUUUGUGUGUGAGGACAGCAUCUCUCGGACGCCACGUUGGCGGCUCUGUGGCAUCGUGAGCUGGGGCACUGGCUGUGCCUUGGCCCAGAAGCCAGGUGUCUACACCAAAGUCAGUGACUUCCGGGAGUGGAUCUUCCAGGCCAUAAAGACUCACUCCGAAGCCAGCGGCAUGGUGACCCAGCUCUGACCUGUGGCGGCUCCUCGCAGCACACCUGUCCGGGGCCCGAGGUUGGGUGGCUUCAGCUCCACACGACAGGAUCCACGCUGAGCCCAGGAGGGAACACUCUUCCUCUUGAACCAGUCCACAGGCCCAGGGACGCCCUCCUCCAAGGUCCUGUCUUCCACAGUGGGGGGCUCACUCUGCCUCGGACCAUCCAAGCCUCACCCUCCCGACCCUUGUAAAUAUUGUUCUGCCCUCUGGGGGCUCCUGUCUGGAGGCCCCUGAGGACAGGAUGCUGUUUAAAUAAUAAAGAUGGUUUUGAUUAA